Molecule: messenger RNA, 854 nt
Organism: Paraphaeosphaeria sporulosa
Lineage: Eukaryota; Fungi; Ascomycota; Dothideomycetes; Pleosporales; Didymosphaeriaceae
Exons: 2
Coding region: 54-833 (259 amino acids)
Source: RefSeq, a predicted model, not a curated record
CGGACGCUUCAAACUCAGGCAGGCCUCUGAUCGCAAGCACCAACGUCCUCGCCAUGGCCGUCCGGCGCGCCUCAACAGAGGCCCUCUCGCAGCGCUUCCUGCACCUGCGCAUCAGCCCGCGGCCCGCUAACCUCUCCGAAAGCCGCGAAAUCCACCGCGUGCUACAGCGCUUCGGCGAAAUCUCAAAGUACUACAACCUGCAGUUCGAAUACCACUCGCCGGCGCCCAACUCCGCGCUCCUCAUCUACCGCGACACCGCCGCCGCGCAGGCCGCGCUCGCUGCCUCCCCCAUUCGCUUCGCCCUCGAGCGCACACAGCACGACCCCAAAACCGCCGACGAAACAGACGACUACAACCUCUCCCUCUUCGACGAAAGCGCCGCCGACGGCGACGGCGACGCCAACGCCCCGCCGCUGCCCCAAAUGACCCCCGGUAUCGACGAGAUCCUCGCGCCCUCCCCCCUCCUCACACGCACGACGCCCGCCCCCGAGCCCACCUCCACCACCGCCGAACCCCCCCUACCCUUCGCGCCCCCGCGCAAGCCGCCCAAAACCGUAUCUCGCUGGUUCCAAGUGACCGUCGACCGCAGCCGCGCGAUCCACCAGGACUACGUGGAGCGGCAGCCUUUCUGGAAGCAGUUCGAGCCGAUGCGGAGUCUGGCACAGCUGGAUCUGGCGCGCAAGGUGCCGCACGCCGGGCUCAGCGACGUCAGCAAGCGCCCGCCGCAUGCAUACCGUACGCCGAACCACGUGCUGGCGGCGAUGAAUCGGCAUUUGCAAUUUGGGCAGGAGAGCUUGGUGAAGAUGUGGGAGGAGGGGGAGGGCGGGAAGUGAAUUACGUCUCCAACUUGGGCG